AUGGAGCCUGAUGCCAAGACACUUGUUCAACACUGCAAGCCGUGUCAAUACCAUUAUCAUCAGAUCCAUACUCCGCCCACUGUGCUUCACCCUCUUACCGCCCCUUGGCCCUUUCACACUUGGGGCAUCGUAGUUACAGCCUUUAUUCGUGAACACAUCAUUUGCCGCUUUGGAAUCCCAGCGAUCAUCCUAUCGGACAAUGGCACCCCCUUUGUCAAUUCUCGGGUUGCUCAGCUCCUUCAACGAUAUAACAUCACGCAGCGCCAAUUUUCUGCUUACUAUCCCAAAGGCAAUGGUCAAGCCGAAACAACCAACAAAUCUCUCCUCAAAAUAUUCAGUCGCACGAUCACCGAGUACAAGUCUAAUUGGGUCGAUCAGCUGCCAUUAGCUAUUUGGGCCCAUCGCACCUCAAGGAAGCACGCCACAGGUCAAACUCCUUUUUCCCUCCUAUAUGGCACAGAAGCUAUCCUCCCGAUCGAAAUCGCCAUUCCUGCUGAUGCUUUAGCAACCCGGAGUAAAGUUGAUCACUUCACUCAUCUCAAGGCCUUGGAUGAACGUCGAGAAUUAGCAAGACAACAUCUCAAGGUUUAUCAACACACCUUGGCCAAAGCUUACAACAAGCAUGUACGGCCUCGUACUUUUCAGGUAGGCGACCUUAUUCUUAAAGCUGCUAAACACAUCAUGCACAACACUUCCGCCCCAAAAUUCACCCCCAAAAUGGGAAGGGCCCUAUGUUGUCAUCGAGGUCCAACCCAAUGGCUACUGUAG
Molecule: messenger RNA, 768 nt
Organism: Cornus florida
Lineage: Eukaryota; Viridiplantae; Streptophyta; Magnoliopsida; Cornales; Cornaceae
Exons: 2
Coding region: 1-768 (255 amino acids)
Biological process (GO): DNA integration
Molecular function (GO): nucleic acid binding
Source: RefSeq, a predicted model, not a curated record